Messenger RNA from Quercus lobata, 726 nucleotides. RefSeq names its product protein ACCELERATED CELL DEATH 6-like. The record is from RefSeq and is a predicted model, not a curated record. The transcript has a single exon. NCBI's taxonomy places the organism in Eukaryota, Viridiplantae, Streptophyta, Magnoliopsida, Fagales, Fagaceae. The coding region runs from base 119 to 619 and encodes 166 amino acids. Gene Ontology annotation, cellular component: plasma membrane.
AGAAAUGAACAGUAUGAUCAUAACAAAAAGUUUCUUGUUCACCAUGUAGCAAUUGACACGGCAAGCCUUGAGAUAUGCCGGCGCCCCACGAGCUCCUCGAAGCACUUCGAGCAAGAACAUGCCAAUUAUGAUGCCUCCUUUGAAGCUACACAACGAAGACAAAUACAAGGACAGAGUUGGCACUCUCUUGUUGGUUGCAACCCUCGUGGCUACUGUAACCUUUGCAACGGCUUUCACCGUGCCCGGUGGUUACAACGGCUCUGGAGGUGUGGCAACUUUUCUAGAAAAGAAGAUGUUCCAAUUGUUCGUAAUUUGCAACACCAUAGCUAUGUAUAGUGCCAUUGCUGUUGUUGUCACUCUCAUCUGGGCACAACUCGGUGAUCUUAACUUGGUUAUUGCUGCCUUUAAGUUCGCUGUGCCAAUUUUUGGGUUAGCUCUAACAAUGGUCUCCGUAGCAUUCAUGGUAGGCAAUUAUCUAGUAUUAAGAAACCUCAACUGGCUUGCCUAUCUAGUUUUAAUCAUUGGCUCAUUCGUCCACCUUACUCUCUUGACACUAUUUUCUCCACUUUGUUUUCCCAGUUCCUUACACCAUCGUUUUCUUCGCUACAUCCUUUACUAACCAUUUUGCCUUUUGAUAAAAGUUACUAGGAGUGACACUGAUGAUAGGAAAGAAGAAUAAUCUCCUUUACGUAUGUUAUAUGUAGUUUGCCAAUGUGUAUGCCUUUG